Messenger RNA from Brienomyrus brachyistius, 1509 nucleotides. RefSeq lists its product as uncharacterized. The coding region runs from base 1 to 1509 and encodes 502 amino acids. The record is from RefSeq and is a predicted model, not a curated record. The transcript is spliced from 4 exons. Lineage: Eukaryota; Metazoa; Chordata; Actinopteri; Osteoglossiformes; Mormyridae.
AUGUAUCCGUCGGACUCCUAUAUGGUAACAGAAGAAAAAAGAAGAAAAAAAGAAGUGGAGCUGGGCUUCGGCAAGGUACGAUUUGGACAUAAGGAGGCGGAGCCGGGAUCCACCAAGGUACGAUUUGGACAUAAGGAGGCGGAGCCGGGAUCCACCAAGGUGAGAUUAAAACAUAAGGAAGCGAAGCUGGACGCCACUAAGGUGAGAUUAAAACAUAAGGAGGCGAAGCUGGGCUCCACUAAGGUGCAAUUAAAACACAAGGAGGCAAAGCUGGGCUCCACCAAGGUGCGAUUUGGACAUAAGGAGGCGAAACUGGGCUCCACCAAGGUGCGAUUUGGACAUAAGGAGGCGAAGCCGGGAUCCACCAAGGUGCGAUUUGGACAUGAGGAGGCGGAGCCGGGAUCCACCAAGGUGCGAUUUGGACAUAAGGAGGCGGAGCCAGGAUCCACCAAGGUGCAAUUUGGACUUAAGGAGGCAGAGCCAGGAUCCACCAAGGUGCAAUUUGGACAUAAGGAGGCAGAGCUGGGAUCCACCAAGGUGCAAUUUGGACAUAAGGAGGCGAAGCUGGGCUCCACCAAGGUGCGAUUUGGACAAAAGGAGGCGGAGCCGGGAUCCACCAAGGUGAGAUUAAAACAUAAGGAAGCGAAGCUGGACGCCACUAAGGUGAGAUUAAAACAUAAGGAGGCGAAGCUGGGCUCCACUAAGGUGCAAUUAAAACACAAGGAGGCAAAGCUGGGCUCCACCAAGGUGCGAUUUGGACAUAAGGAGGCGAAACUGGGCUCCACCAAGGUGCGAUUUGGACAUAAGGAGGCGAAGCCGGGAUCCACCAAGGUGCGAUUUGGACAUAAGGAGGCGGAGCCGGGAUCCACCAAGGUGCGAUUUGGACAUAAGGAGGCGAAGCCGGGCUCCACCAAGGUGCGAUUUGGACAUAAGGAGGCGGAGCCGGGAUCCACCAAGGUGCGAUUUGGACAUAAGGAGGCGGAGCCGGGAUCCACCAAGGUGCAAUUUGGACAUAAGGAGGCGGAGCCGGGAUCAACUAAGGUGCAAUUUGGACAUAAGGAGGCAGAGCUGGGAUCCACCAAGGUGCAAUUUGGACAUAAGGAGGCGAAGCUGGGCUCCACCAAGGUGCGAUUUGGACAAAAGGAGGCGAAGCUGAGCUCCACCAAGGUGCGAUUUAGACAUAAGGAGGUGGAGCUACACUCCACAAAGGUGCGAUUUGGACAUAAGGAGGCGGGGCUACACUCCACGAUGGUGCGAUUUGGACAUAAGGAGGCGGGGCUACACUCCACGAUGGUGCAAUUUGGACAUAAGGAGGCGAAGCUGGGCUCCACCAAGGUGCGAUUUGGACAAAAGGAGGCGAAGCCGGGAUCCACCAAGGUGCAAUUUGGACAUAAGGAGGCGGGGCUACACUCCACGAUGGUGCAAUUUGGACAUAAGGAGGUGGACCUGUGCACUGGCAAAAUGCAGUUCGGACAUAUGAAGGUGAAGCUGGGCUCCUUCAAUAUUUAA